GUGGCCAAGAGGAGGGUUGUUUGAAAGCUUAUAACUUUUGUGAGGAUAUUAGAUAUUUGAAACUAUUAAACUGAAUGUGACGAUAUAAGUGAAUGAUAGGUGUAAAUACGACACCUUAAUUACAAACUAAGAAGUCUGCUGUAGACACGUAAUACAUUUUGCACAGGCUAACGAUAAAGGCGUAGAGUGAUUGCUUGCUAGUCAGUUAGCCACUGCUACCUGAUCGAAAGCUCCUGAAGGAUGGCGAGCGUACAUGAAAGUUUGUAUUUUAACCCAAUGAUGACUAACGGUGUUGUUCACGCUAAUGUGUUCGGUAUCAAAGACUGGGUGACUCCGUAUAAAAUAUCCGUACUGGCUUUGCUGUAUGAGAUGACGUCGUCGAAGAUAACGCUACCGGAAAGGAGACGACUGAAUAAGCUCAUCUUGCCUUUGCAGCAGAGCUCAGACCUGUCUCUUGGCCAGUUCCUCAAGACUGUGGAGGAGUGUUGCCCUGAGACUGCAUAUGCCGUCAAAAUCAGGCUCCACGAAAUGGUAGAUGGAGAGCUUAAAGACAUGGAAUACUUCUUUUCAACUCUUCCCACUCCUUUCACAGCUUUUGAUUCAGAGGCAUAUAAAACCAGUGUUGUGGGUCUCUUUAUGAGACACAUGCUCCUGGCCUACAACAAGCUUUCCUUCAGUCAGGUGUACAAGCUGUACAAGUCCCUGCAGCAUUAUUACCACAGUCACUAUUCCAAGCCCACUGAGGGCCAAGUGGGUUUGACGGCAGUGGCUGCAGAUGACUGUGAUAUGGACCUCACCAGCACUGAGGAUAUUGUCGGUGACCGAACUGACAGGGAGGAGGGGGACGCCCCAUUGGACGAAGCAGAAAUUCGGGACGAAAACACUCCAAGUAAAGGUCCCCUGUCACAAAAGCAAGCAGAGUACUUCCUAGCAAGACAGGCAUACCUUCUGAAGAAUGACGAAAACAAAUCCCUGAAACCGGCUGUGCUGCAGGAGGAGCUUAACAACAUGCUAAAGUUUAACCCAGACUUUGCUGAGGCGCAUUACUUGAACUAUCUGAACAGCAUCAGAGUGCAGGACAUCUUCCUCUCUGCUCAUAGUCUGUUACAUUAUUUUGAUCGCCUCAUCUUGUCUGGGAAUGAGGGGAAGAGCAACGGAGAUGAAGGUUACGGCAGAAGUCUCCGCUAUGCUGCUCUCAACUUAGCCAGCCUUCAUUGUCGCUUUGGACACUAUCUGCAGGCUGAUCUAGCACUGCAGGAGGCGAUCCGCAUCGCCCAGGAAUCCAAUGAUCAUGUCUGCUUGCAGCAUUGUUUGAGUUGGCUCUACACACUGGAACAGAUGAAAGGAUCAGAUACCACUGUGUUAACGUUGGAUUCUGUCAAAAUGGCUGCUCAUUUCUGCUUGCCGUACCUGGCUUCUCUGCGCAUCCAGUCUUUGGUCCAGCAGAGGACGACACAGGGUAAAACUGCAAUGGAUGUGCUGAAGGACGCAGACAUCCUGCAUUGGAAGCAUAGCUUGUCGGAGCUGAUCGAGAUCAGCUUGGCUCAGACGACGUCCAUAUGGAAGAUGUAUGGCAAGAGCACCAUGGCUCUGCAGCAGGCCCAGCUGCUUCUCCACAUGAGCAGCCUAGAGCCGGUCAAUUACGGGGUCCAGCAGAACAACACAGAGGCCUUCGCUGUGGCUCUCUGCCAUCUGGCAGAGUUGCAUGCUGAGCAGGGCCUGUAUGGUGCUGUUGCAGACAUCCUACAGCAUCUUAAAGAUCAGUUUCCUGCUCAUACACAACAUGCCAAGCUCUGGAUGCUGAGUGAUCUAAAAAUCCAAUUUGAGAGGCACAUGAUUGAAGGAAAAUACAACUUGGCAGAACAACUGGUCCCAUCAAUUUCUGCUUUAAACAAAACAGAGGGUCUCUACAGAGAAGUCUGUGUUCUGAAAGUUCUCAAUCGUACCACUGAGGCUUACAGCGUCUUGCAGCGACUGCAGGUGCACUGCGAGAAGAAUAAAUGCACAGAGACAGUCAUCAGAGUUUUGCUUUCGACAGCUGAGCUCCACUGGCAGUCAUCCGGCUUCUCCACAGCUCUUCCUCUCCUUUUCCAGGCUCUGGCUCUGGCUCGACAGCACCACCUACAGUCGCUGGCCUCAGAGACCCUCCUACACCUGGCCUUCACUCAAUUGAUGCUGGGGGUCCCCGAGCAGGCUCUUCUUGUCCUGCAUGAAGCAAUUGAGCCUGUUUUGGCACACGGUGCAAUCGUGGACAAAGGGCGCGCCCUGCUGCUAGCAGCCCGCUGUCAGAUGGCUGUUGCUGGAUUCAGGCCAAAAAGACAAGGGCAAGCAGCAGAUUUGCGUGUGGCUGUUUCGGCGGUGGACAUGCUAAUUGAGGCUGCAGUAUAUUUUUCCAAGAUCAACUGCAAGGAGCGCCUCCUCGACGUCCACUUCCUGCAGGCUCAUCUUUACCAUUCUCUGGGACAAAUGUCACAACGCAACAAAAGUGCCAUGCUCUUUCGCUUGCUGGACCAGGAGCUACGUUCACCAGCACCCUCACUUUCUAUGCGCCUUUAACUGUCUAUGUGCAAAAAAGAAAGUCUGAAUUAAUAGCACCACUAGAUGGCAGUGAGACUCUGUUCAGCGUCAAAGCCUCUUUUCAGUGCAAUAGUUAAUUUGGACAUUUGGAGGUGAAUGUGAAACUCCUGCUGAAUACAGGACAAUGUCAGUGGUCCGUGUUCAAUACAAGAUAAGGUUCACUUCCUACGUAAUGGUGGUCCAGUACAGUUGUAAAUGAUGGCAUGUCGAUAAACAUAACCUGGUUUAAUAGCUUGCACAACAGCAUGUGCUGCAAGAAAUUGUGAAAGUUUAUCAGCAGCUGUCACGCUGCUGCUGUUUAAGCUGCCGCUUUUUGAUAAAUGGAGGUAAUCUUGCAGUUUCACUGGCCUGGAUGAUUCAUAGUUCGCCUGGAGAAUACUGAUGAUGCAUCCACAGAAGGAAAUUGUGAUCACAUAUAUAAUGUAGAAGACCUGCCAUGACAUAACAGCAGACACUGUGUCUGGAUUGCACUUAGCUUUGACACGAUGUGUGCAGACUAUUUGGGCUGAUAACAUCUAUGGUUUAUGACAGAACUGGUCUAUAAUUAUGAAGCCUUUUUGUUUUUAUGCAUUUUUAUCUCACCUUAUAGGUGUAUUUUGUUUUAAUUAGCCUGGCAAGUAGAGUGUGCGGAACCUUGGCAGGUUUUCUCAUUGAAACUAUUGACACCACUUAUAGCUAUCCAUCCAUUUUCUAUACAACUUGUCCUCAAUAGGCUUGGGGAUGAACUGUUGCCCAUCCCAGCUAACUUUGGGCAAGAGGCGAGGUACACCCUGAAUUGGUUGCCAGUCAAUCACGGGUUACAUAUAGACAUGUAGAUAUUUUAGAUUAUACACGUUAUUUUCCAGAAAGUUUCCCUCAUUUUGAAAUGCAAAUAUUGACAAGAUGUUAGGAUGAGGUGUGGAAAAAUUUUAGAAAGCAUUGAGAUAUCCAAAAAAAAGAGUGGAAGCUGAUGCAUUUUUGGUUUUAGUUUAGACUGUGCUGUAUUACAACAUAGAUAAAACAUUGUUUAGUAGUAUUUCGUAUGCCUUCAUACACAAGACUCAUACUAAGGUGUGUGGUCUCUGCUAGCAGGUUGCUGGCCUUGCUUAUUCGCCAUCAUUCUAACUUGGCGCCUUGUUUGACUUGAUGUCAGUUUCUGUAUAAACAGACCGAUGACAGAGGUUGGUUGUAAAUGAAGGUCUGUUUUUAAUCAAACAGAGGGUAAAGAAUUUUGGCAAGUGAAUCGGUGUUUGUCCUCACGGUGAACAAAUGCAUCAGGACACCAAAACAGCUUCUGGGAAGUCUUUCUACAAGAUGCCAGAGUGUGUGGGAACUUUUAUCUAUUCAUCAUGAGGUCAGGACUCACAGGUUCCUCCACAUCCUCCAAGCAUGCCUUGAUGGAUCCCAGCUGAGACUUGAGAGGGGAUACACCCUGGACUGGUUGCCUGUUUUUAGUGCAGUAGAGUAGUCCAACUAUCAGCCGUAACCCUCAGAUACUCAGAUAUUGCUAUUAAUGAGUGGUGUGCAGCAGGGCCAGCAAAGCCUUCUCUGUUGGCCUAAACUCUUUAGAAUUUGAUGGUCAAUUGUGUUGAAUGCUGCUGUAAGGUCUAAUAAAACUAAUACUGAAAUGAGGCAUUUGCCUGAGCCGGUGAGGAGGACGUUUGUAAUUUUUACGAGUGCUGUUUCUGUGCUGUGGUGCAUCCUAAAUCCGGACCGAAAGACCUCAAGUGGAUGGUUGUUUUGAAGGAAAUGGUGUAACUGUUUGGCGACUGCUUUCUCUAGGAUCUUGGACAAAAAUGGUAGGUUGGUUAUUGGUCUUUAGUUAACAUGGUUAGUUUUUUUAAAAAAGCCGUUAGAUUACAGCCACUUUGAACGAUCGUGGUACGUACUGUAGCCUGUCGCUAGCAACAUAUCUUGAGAAGAGUUGUGUUAACUAGUGGAGUAGCAUCCUUGAGCAAGUGAGUAGGGAUGGGAUUUAACUGGCAAGUUGAGGAGUUUGAGGAGGAAAUUGUAGAGGCUAGUUCAGAAGAGUUGAUGGAGCAAAAACUAUUUAAAUGUGUGUCAGACACAUUUGGAGACAGAAGGGCUCAAGCCACAAGCAAAUAGUCACAACAAAGCAUAGUUUGUUCUGCUAGCAAAUCAUCCAUCCUUCCAUCUGUUUUCUAUGCCGCUUAUCCUCACUAGGGUCGCCGGUAUGCUGGAGCCUAUCCCAGCUGACUUCGGGCGAGAGGCGGGGUACACCCGAGACUGGUUGCCAGUCAAUCGCAGGGCACAUCUAGACAAACAUUCACACUCACAUUUUCAUAUUAGCACUGUUAUCUGAUACACGAGUAUGGUUUUGUCCACUGGUGUGUAGUUAGCUAUUUGGAACUCAAAUGUGAUUAGAAAGUGGUCAGACAGAACAGGAUUUUGUGGAAAUAUUGUAAAGCAUUUAAUGGUAAACUGCACUUUUUGGGAAUUUUGCCCAGCAUCCACAAUCCUUAUGUGAAACAUGAACACAUAUUUCUUUCCCGUUUCUGUGCGUCCUAAAGAGAGAAAACAAUUUAGCAUGAGGGAGCUAACAAUGCGUCUCAUGGGACCCACCUAUUUUGACUAUAAAGCUCUAACAACAUUUGUUUUAUAUACAAGCUGUGAUCAACAGGUACAUUCAUGAUAACAUAUACUACUUAUGGUAUUUUGCCUUAUUUUGAUCUUUUAAACAUUACCGGAACUUCAUUCCUAGGCGCAUUGAUUUCACAUAGCCGUCAAGAACAUUAGCAUAGAAACAGCGUGUCUGUUUGCUAUUACUAAUCAUGGAAGACUUUGUGAGAGACGCCGCCACCAGCUAUUACUUUUGGAAAAAUGAGGAACCAGGACCUUAUCUUUUGAGCCUAAAUAUAUGGAAGAUGAUAUCAGGUAAGAAGCCCCCUUACUCCCCUUAGAAGCUACUGCUAAAUCACUUACAAUGUCCGCUCUGAUUGGGAUGCCGACUGAUGGAAUGGCUGUGACUUGUGCUACCCGUCCAGCUGGUAAAUUUAGCAAAGUCCUCAGGUAAAAAUGCUGAGGGCAAACGGGCAUCUUGCUGAGUCUUCAUAGAGAUGUUGCCGAGUCUAAGUUGAGAGCCUUUAUCCACUGCUUCAGUCUGUCCUGUUUAGUUGGUAGCAUGUGGAAUGUCAAAAGUUGACCAACAUUUCAACUUAUUGCCACAACCUUCUACAAUACACUUGCGAGGCAUGAUUUAUAACCUAGCGUUAACGUUUCAAAACUCACAAUUAACACAGCAGCAGCUGCAGUAGGUAGUGUACUGCUCGGCAGUGGCUUGGGGUGUCGUGAGUGACGCUGAGACUAGCAAGGCGUUGUGUUACUCCGCCAGAAAAAUACAUGUUUGUGUUAGCUGCUACAAUAACAAUAUCGCUGUAGCUUGGUUAAAAUACAGGUCAGUUAUGUAAAUGGAACAUUUUUUAGGGCUUUAUAGUCGAAAUAUGUGGGUCCCAUGACGUGCAUUGUUAGCUCCCUCAUGCUAACUUGUUUUCUCUUUUUAGAACUCGCAGAAAAGGGAGUUCAUGUCAAAACAGAUGCCUUACUCAUACAUUGGGCAAACCUAUACAAUAAUAUAAAGUCACCUCUCUGAACAGUGCAAGAGUUGUGCAUGUGUGUGUGUCAGCGCUAACUUUUGUCUGACUAUUAGUCCUAACAUUCUAGUUUAAUGUGAUAAUGAGCAGUGGAUUAAUUAUUGGUUUCCAUUUAUGGUGACUACUGAUUGAGGUAACGGAUGAGAUUGCAUAGAUCCUGGACCUUAGCCUGGUCUGGAACAGACGCCACAGAAUAAAUCUCCAUGGUAACUUAUAUCAGAACAUAUCCCACGUGCCACUAUCUCACGGAUAAAUUAAGCCAGGAUAACCAAGAUAUCCUAUCUUAAUCCCUUAUCCUAGUUUUGUGAAAUGGGCCCGUGAUCUACUUCCACACAGGAGAACAUGCAAACUCCACACAGAAAUGCCCAACGAAGAUUCGAACCCAGGUCUUCCCGAUCUCCAGACUGUGACUGUGUGGCCAACAUAUUAACCACUAGACCACCGUGCGGCCACAGGACUGCUUGUAUGCCAGAUAAUAAAGUGCACGCUUUAUCUAUCUAUUUAUCUAUCUAUCUAUCUAUCUAUCUAUCUAUCUAUCUAUCUAUUCUUCUCAAAAAGAUGUCAUUAUAUAUCGCUUCAUCUAUCUAUCUAUUCUCUCAAAAAUAACUCAUAAUACAUCACUUAGAUACUGUAUAUCACAUCCUGUUGCUUUUUAUCUUGAGCCCAUACACACAUAAUCUAGUUGUAGGACAUACCUCCCACUUAGAUAUCUUUUUAUCUUGAGCACACACCCACACACAGUCUAGUUGUUUCCAAAAAAAUUAAAUAUCAUGGAAAAAUUUAUUUAUUUCGAUAUCUCCAUUCAAAAGGUUCAACUUUCAUAAAUUAUAGAUUCAGCAGCCCACAAUUUAAACUAUUUCAAGUAUUUGUUUAUUUUUACAUAAUUUGGGCUUCCAGCCAGUAAAACCCACAAAAAGAGGAAUUGAAAAAGUUUCAUCGUUCAGAGCAAAGGAGGCUGGUUGGUCAAGCAUACUGUAUCAAUGGAAAGUCGAAGAUGACCGGGGGCUUCAGCAAUCUGGCAGACAUUCAGACACAUCCUGGGGAACUGUCGAGUUCCUCGGGUCAAGUCAAUUCUGAGCCUGGGCUAACGUAGGAAGCGUCUCAACUGGGCCAAGGACAAGAAGGAUUGGAAUGUUGGCCAGUGGUCCAAGGUCAUUUUUUCCGAUGAAAGCAAAGUGUGCCUUUCAUUUGGGAAUCAAGGAGGAACAGAACCCAAGCUGCUUGAUGUCCAGUGUGAAAUAUCCACAGUCCGUCAUGAUUUGGGGUGCAAUGUCCGGUGCAGGUGUUGGUAAACUGCUUUCUUAAAUCCAAGGUCACCGCAACAGUCUACCAGAAUGUUUUAGAGGACUUCAUGAUUCCUUCUGCUGAGGAUCUGUAUGGAGAUGCAGAUUUCAUCUUCCAGCAGGACCUGGCCCCUGCCCAUACCGCCAGAAGCACCGAAACCUGGUUUGAUGCCCAUGCCAUCACAGUGCUUGACUGGCCAGCCAACUCACCGGAUCUAAACCCAAUUGAGAAUUUUAUUUAUUAUCAAGAGGAAAAUGAGGGGCACCAGACCCAAAAACAAAGAUCAAGGAAAUCUGGGCUUCCAUAACUCCCAGCCAGUGCCACAGGCUGAUUGCCUCAAUGCCACGGAGCAUCCAGGCAGUGAUUAAGGCAAACGGCAACCAAGUAUUGAAGAUUGACAUAUCGUUUUGAAAGUACCAUAUUUUGAUUGUUUUGAUGUGAUCUUUAUUUCUUUUUUCUGCAAAAACGGAGGGAUACAUGGUGAUUUCUUCACAGUAUUCUAUUUUUUUGAAUUCCUGUUUUUGUGGGUUUUAUGAGCUGGAAGCCCAGAUGAUGUAAAAAUAAACAAAUAAAUACUGAACAUUGUUUAAAUUGUGGGCCGUGAAUCUAAAAGCUAUGAAAGGUUAAUUUUUUGAAUGGAAUUAUGGAAAUAAAUCAACUUUCCCAUGAUAUUCAAAUUUUUUGGAAAGGGUCUGUACCUCCCGCUUAGAUAUCUCUUUAUCUUGAGCAUAUACGCACACGCACACAUAGUCUUGUGG
Molecule: messenger RNA, 8209 nt
Organism: Dunckerocampus dactyliophorus (ringed pipefish)
Lineage: Eukaryota; Metazoa; Chordata; Actinopteri; Syngnathiformes; Syngnathidae
Gene: anapc5
Product: anaphase promoting complex subunit 5
Exons: 17
Coding region: 241-2556 (771 amino acids)
Biological process (GO): positive regulation of mitotic metaphase/anaphase transition; protein K11-linked ubiquitination; anaphase-promoting complex-dependent catabolic process
Cellular component (GO): anaphase-promoting complex
Molecular function (GO): protein binding
Source: RefSeq, a predicted model, not a curated record